Messenger RNA from Boeremia exigua, 2898 nucleotides. RefSeq lists its product as uncharacterized. Lineage: Eukaryota; Fungi; Ascomycota; Dothideomycetes; Pleosporales; Didymellaceae. Gene Ontology annotation, biological process: cell differentiation; anatomical structure morphogenesis; negative regulation of transcription by RNA polymerase II. The transcript has 5 exons. The record is from RefSeq and is a predicted model, not a curated record. Bases 1 to 2898 code for a protein of 965 amino acids. Gene Ontology annotation, molecular function: RNA polymerase II cis-regulatory region sequence-specific DNA binding; DNA-binding transcription factor activity, RNA polymerase II-specific.
AUGCAGCUCGCUUGCGACUUCAUCGACAACUUCGCUCGUUCCAUGCCGCCACAGGAGGAUGCUACGACGAUAGGCUCACUCGUUGAUUCAGACAUCCGCGCCCAGGCUGUGCCUGUGACAGACAACAACAACAACACCCAGACCAUGUUUGACUUCAAGACACAGAUACAGCAAUUUCUUGAGUAUGAGAAGAUAAAACAUCGUCUGGGUGUCCCGGAGCGUUUGCGCAAAGUCGACGAGUGGACUGUUUUUACCGUUUCCUUCGGCCUCUGGGAUUUGUUGGAGUAUUCUUCUCUCGAGACGGAGUAUGCGCUCAAGGCAAUUGACAACAGCAUGGAAGGACUGUUCGAGAAUCUUGACCUGCUCGCGAAACAUGUGGCGGCACCGAUCAAGGUCGUCGUUCCCAAAUUAGUGGAUGUUACGUUUCUACCACGCGUCCAGUCGAUGAAAGACAUCAACAAAGAGCACUUCGCGGAGUACCAACACCAAUUGGUGUUUCUCUGGACCUACUGGAACACUGUUUUAUCACGAGCAGCAGCAAAGUGGGAGCACGGCGCGAUCUUUAUGCCUAACCCCAACAAUCUGAUCUUAGAUCAAGUCCGCGCUAAACAGCUGUAUUCCAAAAACCUAUCUGAUGCAUCCGGCACGGGCAAACAAGCACCUCUCUUUGAUUACGUAGAAGAGCCGUGCAUAAAGUCGAUAACGGAUGACAAUGCAAGGAUACUGCAAGCAGCUGGAGUCCAGAAGUGUUCCAAGCACCUGUUCUGGGACGACAUACAUCUUAGCGGGCCAGCGCAUCGACUAAUCGGAAAGGCAGCCGCAAGCCUGCUCCGCGGAAACCACACUGUCAACAUUGGGGCAGUGCAGGGUUCUCAUGGUGACAAGAAGGCUGCAGCAAAGGACAUGCCGAGUUUCGCACUGAAAUUCCCUCCGGGAUACGUCAAGUCAAACAUGCAAGUUGGCGAAGACAACCUGCACCCUUCGACGGAAGCCAGCAAGAUCAGCCGAAAUUUAAGGAAGAGCACUAGGGUUCAGAUACCGAGGUCUGCACCUACCAUUCAGCGCAACAAGGAAGAAGAGCAGCCGCCAACAUCACCACGAGGUGCCAGGAAGGGGUUCUCAUCUCUCGUAACCGAUGACAAUGCAGACAAAUUGAUGAGCGAGAGUCCGACGGACGUAAAGACUCCGGCGAGCACGGGGUCUACAGGAUCCGGAGAUCUCUCACCUCACGUCUGCCUGUGCCAGCCUGAACCGAAAAUUCCCCGCCCAAGGAACGCUUUUAUCCUUUACCGACAACACCAUCAGCAGAAUAUCAUACGCCGCAACCCCGGAUUGAACAAUCCUGACAUUUCCAAAAUCAUUGGUGAGCAGUGGAAAGCGGAGAGUGACGAGGAAAAAAAAGUUUGGCAGGACCUCGCUCAGGAAGAAAAAGCCAGACAUCACGAGCAGUAUCCUGACUAUCGAUACCAACCUCGACGAAUAAGUAAGCCUGGAGCGAGUGCCUCGAACCCCACCGGCCAACAUACGACUGUGGAUAAGUAUCGCUGCCCAAGGUGUGGUGGUCGUAGUAUCAAGACACCCACUAGCCCCUACCCUCCUGAAACUCAAGGCACACCCACUUUGCCGCCACCAAACACCUCAGAAGGUCUCACACCAACCACCCGCUAUCUGCCCAUGAUGAGUAGCCUGUCGCUAGAAUCACCAGUUGUUGCGCGUCGCGGCCCGGGCCCGUCAAGGCUCAGUAACAUUCAAGUCCCGCCGUCUAUCCGUGAGCAUGAGAUGUACAGCCCUCUCACACCAGGACAGAAGAGACGUCGAUAUGAUUAUGGACCUCCUCCGUCUGCCCGUAGGCCUGAAGGUCCUUACUAUCCUCAGAGUGCAGCCCGUCGCGAGUCACUGCCGCCCAUCCACGUGCGUGUGUCACCUCCGAAUACUGCUGGCAUGCAUCCUCCCUCGGCUCGCACUCCUCGGGAUGUACGCAUGCCUCAGCACGAGCUGCCGCGUAAAGGGUCGUCGGCCUCUGACAUGAACAUUGUUGUUCCCCAACAGCACGAUCAGAGCAGGAGCGUCGAAGCAAUGGUUCUCAGCGUUCCCUACCAAGCCAGGAUCAAACUGCUUGGCCGCAUCUGUGGUCCGCUGAAAGAGCCGGGCCCAACCAGUCCCGCUGCACAGACUCGCGGCGCCAUCAUCGCCGUCGAGGGCGACGACCUGAAAGCCGUCCAAGACCUUGCCGAAUGGCUGAAUGACUUCCUUGCAAAGGACGAUGAGUACACUUCGCGUCUUGCCGAGCCGCCGCGAAGCCCCGCCGACACCAAGCAAGAAGUCACGUUCGAAGAGUACCUCGACCUGAUCAAAGAGUGGCACGGCAAGUCCAAGGAGAUAACCCGCUACAUCACCACCCCGUCCACCCCCUCCGACGCCCUCACCCCCCGAGACGACGUCUCGGACACCCCCUCGCGCAAAGAAUCCGCCACUCCCCCGGACACCCCCCGCCCCUCCGCCUCCCCCAGCCUGACCCCCUCAACCCUGACCUCCGCCUCCGCGCCCGCCGCCCCCGCGCCCAAGAAACCUAUCGUCGUACUCCCCACCUUCCAGCUCCACGCCUCCGUCGCCUACGCCUCCCGCAUCCCCAUCCAGGACGCGUACAGCCCCACGGACCACUGGCAGUGGAUGGCGACGCUGUGGCGCGGCAUCGUCGGCCCCGAUCUCACGCUGUACGUCAAGUCGUACGAGCCCAAGGAGGCGCCGCCGGGGAAGAUGGUGGAGCUGGAUGAUCAGGUGCGGUGCUUGACGGUGCUGAAGGCGCAGGGGAAGCCGUUUGCGGAUGCGAGUUUACGGCGCGUGGGGUUUGAGGUGGGGGAGUGGGUGCGAGGGGUUGGGGCGAGGAAGGAGGGCUGA